Molecule: messenger RNA, 639 nt
Organism: Phalacrocorax carbo (great cormorant)
Lineage: Eukaryota; Metazoa; Chordata; Aves; Suliformes; Phalacrocoracidae
Source: RefSeq, a predicted model, not a curated record
CGUGGGGUCUGCAGCCCAGCUACGGAACCUGGGUCCUCCCGCAGCGCUGAGCAAAGCCUCUUGCUCGCCACCAUGGUGCACUGGACAGCCGAAGAGAAGCAGCUCAUCGCCAGCGUCUGGAGCAAGGUCAACGUGGAUGAAUGCGGCGCCGAGGCCCUGGCCAGGCUGCUGAUCGUCUACCCCUGGACCCAGAGGUUCUUCGCUUCCUUCGGGAACCUCUCCAGCCCCACCGCCAUCAUUGGCAACCCCAAGGUCCGCGCCCAUGGCAGGAAAGUGCUCACCUCCUUCGGGGAAGCCGUCAAGAACCUGGACAACAUCAAGGCGACCUACGCCAAGCUGUCGGAGCUGCACUGCGAGAAGCUGCACGUGGACCCCGAGAACUUCAGGCUCCUUGGAGACAUCCUAAUCAUUGUCCUGGCUUCCCACUUUGCCAGGGAUUUCACCCCUGCUUGCCAGUUUGCCUGGCAGAAGCUCGUUGGUGUGGUGGCUCAUGCUCUGGCCCGCAAGUACCACUGAGCAUCCCGGGACCGGCUGUGUGAGGAGAGUCCCUGCUCUGCCACCAGCACCUCUGAGCACAAGGAGAUGCCCUUUGGUUAUUGGCAGGCUGUAACCACCAAAUAAAUGCCUCCCAGCACCAUG